ACACGUACACCACUGUCCACUUCAACUUGCCUUCUCCUGCCACUAUUAUAUCUUCGUAGUCAAAGAGGUGUCGUCCAUGGGGACGGCUUCAACAAGCCCAGACACCAUGGAGGCGGCAAGGCUCCCCGGUCUCUCCAUCACCGUCGAGAAGAACCCGCCGGAGGCGCGCUUGCUUCAACUCGGCGUCAAGUCCUGGCCCAAAUGGGGAUGUCCGCCGGGGAGGUUCCCGCUCAAGUUCGACGCGGCGCUGACGUGCUACCUAGUGAAGGGCAGGGUGAGGGCCGCCGUGAAGGGCUCCCGCGAGUGCGUGGAGUUCGGCGCCGGCGACCUCGUCGUCUUCCCCAAGGGCCUCAGCUGCACCUGGGACGUCGUCGUCGGCGUCGACAAGCACUACAACUUCGACCCCUCCUAAAACCAUAUAUAUUAGCUAGCCCCACUCCUCGGGUGGACCACACGAGCGCACCUUCUUUCUCUUGUGUUCUGAUUUGUCUCUUCUUCUUUUUGUCUGAAAGCCUCGACCGAAUUCCUGUGCGACGACCAUGGUUUAGCUAGCGAGGAUUUGUAUGGUAGGCAUUAGUUUUCCCUUUCAGGACUCGAUCGUAAGCUGUGUUGUGAGUUAACUGAAGUGAUGGUAGCUAGUAAUUAAUAUACUAUACGACAAAUGUAAUGUAAUAUAUUAACAGUACA
Zea mays is the source of this 687-nucleotide messenger RNA. RefSeq lists its product as uncharacterized. NCBI's taxonomy places the organism in Eukaryota, Viridiplantae, Streptophyta, Magnoliopsida, Poales, Poaceae. The record is from RefSeq and is marked validated.